This is a messenger RNA of Ectocarpus siliculosus, 8025 nucleotides long. The record is from the annotation of a GenBank genome assembly. NCBI's taxonomy places the organism in Eukaryota, Phaeophyceae, Ectocarpales, Ectocarpaceae.
AUGGGUUUCAGCGAGGCGAGGGCGAGGCAGGCGCUGGUGAAGCACAAGGAAGUGCAGGCUGCGGUGGAGUGGCUCUCGGGCGGGGGCGGAGGCGGGGACGACACCGGCGGAGGAGGAGACGUCCCGGAGCAGCCGUUCGUUCUCUGCGCGGAGGAGGAAUCCCGCCUCCUCGCCGGCGCAGGAGCAAAACUCAUCAGCGAGGCCUCCCUGUCCUCUGCCGGCGGCGGCGGGCAGAGCAAGGGCGGGACGGCGGGGGCGGCGGCGGGGCGGGUGAGGACGGCCGGUGAGGACGACGGGAGGGUGCUGCGAGCGCUGCGCUCCCCAGCGCUGCAGUCCGCCCUCCACGUCACCACCAUGCGUGAUGACCUCCUGCCCGACCUCAUUGGGCAGACUUUACCCCCGGAGUGGCGCGGCGCCGGCGCCGCGGGGGGCGGCGGCAGCAGCACCGCGUUCCCGUGGACCCCCGGUAAGUCCGGCCACCCGGACGUGGACUGGUUCCGGCGGCUCUGGGGGUACCUCGCGUCGUCGCGGCCGACGGCGGUGCGGCUGCUGGCGGAGUCGUACCCGGUGGUGCCCACGGGCAACUCGGUGGUGUGCCCCCUCAGCCUGCGGUCUGCGGUCAUCGACGGCGACAGACUCGGCAAGGACGUGCGCAACAUCCUGGUCGGGGCCGGCUGCCGGACGCUGCUCCCGGGGGUGUUCGCCCGCGGCGUCGGCGACGCGGCGGCAGCGGCGGCGGCGAGAGAAUCCAAGGCGGCGACCACCGGUGGGACCAAACCCGCAACACCGGAGGCGCAACAAGAGGGGGGGGACGCCGACGCUGCUGCUGCUGCUUCUGCUCAGCGACGGCCGUUGCCCCCACCCCCGGUCGAGCUCUUCGAGUACGUGCGCCCGGGCACGCGGGAGGGUGUCCUGGCGGCCCUGGGCACCGCCAGGCGGAGCGCGGGGAAGCCUCUGACGGACCUCAUGCGGGCGGCCGGGGCGGCGGAGCGGGACGCCCUCCGGGAGUUCCUGGCGCGCGAGCCGGCGAGCGAGAUGUCCAAGGUGGAGGUGGACGUCUGCAGGGAGCUGCCCAUCCUCCCUCUGCACGAGGACGGCCUGGUGGCCGCCCGCGUUAUCGCGAGGGCCGAGAUUGCCACCGCCGCCGCCGCUAGCGGCGGCGGCGCGGCAGCGGCCCGGAAUACCGGGAGUGGUUCGGUACCGCGGCCCGGCUCUGGUCAGGCCAGCGACGGCGGCACCUACGCGGCGGCUAAGGCGGCCCCGCUGUACCUGCUGCUCGAGACCGGCAACGGUUUCGUGGGCGUGGGGAACAAGGAAAAGGACGCCACCGACGUUCCGACGUCAGCGGCGACGGAGGCCGCGCAGAAGUGGCUUGAGACCCACCUCCUCACCCCGAGCUUCGUCAGGGUCCGCGGCGGCGGGGCGGAGGCGAAGCUGCUGGAGGUGCUGGGCGCGCGGCUCGUCGGCCGCGCGGCGUUCUUCGUCGAGCACGUGUUCCCCAGGAUGGAGGAGCUGCCCAACGGCCUCCGGGACGUGGCGAUGGUGGAGGCGCUGCUGGCGGCUCCGAGGCUGUCGCAGCAGCACGGGCGGUUCAGGACGGCACUGGCGGAGCUGGAGUUUGUUCCCACCACCAGCAAGUCGAAGAAGCUGGUUCGGCCGCACGAGAUCUUCGACCCCGAGGUCCCCGAGCUCCCGUCCCUUCUCCCGGAGUCGCGGUUUCCAGACGGCGUUUUCCGUCACAAGGACGUCCUUGCCGCUCUUCGACCGCUGGGCCUCCAGGGGACGCUGGGGUGGGGGGGGCUGGUGGAGGCUGCCGCUUCCGUCGAGGCGAUGAGGCGUGACGGCAAGGCCGGGGCGGGGGGACGAGGACCGCAGCAUGAGGAGGGGGGGGGGGAGACGGAGGCCCGUAUGAGGGGGCGCGCGCUGCUGACGUACCUGGACACGCACGAAACGCGGCUGUUCGAGCUCAAGAAGGAGAACGCGGGGCUGCUGCAGAGGAUGGCGAAAAUCGUAUACGUCGACGCGGCGGCUAAGGAGAGGGAAAGGGAGAGGCUCGUGGCCCUCCACAAGCUGAUGGCGCUGUCAUGGGUGCCCGUUCUGGCCACUUUCCCGUCGCCGCUGGUGCCGGACACCGGCGGCGGCAGCGGGGGGACGGCUUUCUCUCUGUCUGGGGAAGACAAGGGCGGGGUGGUGUCUCCGUCGAGGGUACGGCUGCGGGAGGACAUGUGGAUCUGCUCGCGAACGUACUACGUUCUGGACGCCGAGGUGCGAAGCUCUGCUGUUCGGGCGGCGUUCUCGUGGAACACUCCCGUGGAUCCGGUCGUCGUUGCUCGGCAGGUUAUCGGCCUCGCCGAGACGUUCUCCGCGGCACGAGAGGCUCUCGAAGCGGCGCCGGCCGAAACCGGAGGAGGCGGGGAUGACAAGACAACGUCCCCGGGGGAUAACGCGCACACCCUCGAGGGUCACCGCCAGACCAUGGCCGGGGUGGUACCAAGGCUGUACCAGAUCCUCAGCAACGCCGUGGAGGCUGACGAGGCCCGGUCGCGCUCGCAAGAGGGCGGCGGCGGCGGCGGCGGCGGCAACAACCCAGGGGUGGUAGUGACGGAAAGGGUUCGCGCCGUCCUGCACGGGAAGCCGUGGCUUUGGGUUGGGGACGCUUUCGUGCCGGCGGACCAGGUGGCCUUCACGAGCCCCGCAAACGCGGCCCCUUACCUGUACGCGGUACCCCCGGACCUGGCGUGCUUCGCGACCCUCCUGAAGCGCUUCGGCGUGCGGCCGUCCUUCGGGCCGUCGGACUUCUGCCACGCCCUCCGCCGCCUCGCCGUGGAAACCGGCGCCGCGGAGCCCCUCCUUACAACAGCCCCCCCCGCCGCAGGCGGUGCCCAGAGAAGCGGGGUGGUCGGGGGCCUCGCGGCGCUGACGGGCUACAAGGGCAACAACGGCGGCGACAGGGUGGCGCGCACGCUGUCUUCUGGACAAGUGGAGCUUGCUGUCGCCAUGGUCCAGGUGCUCAGCGACGAGUCCAUCCGGGUGUCGGACCUGGAGGUGUGGGUGCCGGAUGCUUCCGGCGUGCUCGCGCUGAGCACGGCCCUGCUCUACGACGACGCUCCGUGGUUGACGAAGCAGAACCUGUCCCGGCUGGACUUCGACCUGGGCGUCCCGGGGGAGUCGUUCGGGCAACAGGAAAGCCUCACCCCCCGCCUGAAGCACAUCUUGGAGAUGUAUCCCGGAGGGCCCCAGAACGCCGAUGACGCCGGAGCCCGCACGGUGCGCGUUAUGCUCAACACCCGAGAGUACGGGGACGGGAGCCUCCUGAGCCCGGCCAUGUCGAACUGGCAGGGCCCCAGCCUGUACGUGUACAACGACGCGGUUUUCACCGAGAGGGACUUCCAGAACCUCGCCAAGAUCGGGCAGGCGUCGAAGCUCGACAAGCUGGCUGCGACCGGCCGCUUCGGCCUGGGAUUCAACGCAGUCUACCACUUUACGGACCUCCCCAGCUUCGUGUCGGGCGAGCACCUUGUCAUGUUCGAUCCACACACCAAGUACGUGCCGGGAGCCACGCACGUUCAGCCUGGCAUCAAGAUCCGCUUUGCCGACACCGACCUUCUGGACCAGUUCCCCGACCAGUUUUCUCCCUAUCUGUUCUUCGGCUGCGAGCUGAAGAAACACUUCAAGGGAACGCUCUUCCGCUUCCCGCUCCGCACGGCUACGGUGGCCCGCGACAGCGAGAUCUCGCACGCCAGCUACUCUCCGGGGUCCGUCAUGAACCUGCUCAACCAGUUCAAGGAGCAGGCUAGCAGGUACCUUCUCUUCCUGCGCCACGUGGAGCGCAUCGAGAUGUACACCGUCGGCGACGGUGUCGACAACAAGACGCCCGUCCUGCAGUACAGCGUCGAGGUCACCAAGCGGGACCCCCCCACCGGGUGGGCCGCGGUGCCGACCUUCGUCACGGGGCCUCCCCGGCGCCCCCUCUCCAAGGAGGCGUUCUACUCCAAGCUGGGGCAGACCCCGGACGCGGUCCUCCCGAAGGUGGAACAGAUGGUGACGAUCACGUUCCGGGAGGAGGGGGCCCGCAGAAGGGGGAAGGGCGGGGGGUCCUCCUCCUCCCGGCGGCAGGCGGUGGAGAUCUCGGAGGGGGAGACCACCAGCGACGACGACGACGUGGUGGUGGACAUCGACGGCGGCGGCGGCGACGAGGAUCUGAGAGGUCUGACCUCGGCGACCGGCGGCGGCGGCGGCGGCGAUGGUGGUGGUGGGGAGGGCAAGGGCGGCGCUGGGGCGCUUGUUGUCGGCGGGGCGGGGGGGAAGGAGGGGCCGACGUCGAUCGUGGACGUGUUCCUCGUUUGCGCGGCCAUCGGGGGCGGCAACGCGAAGAAGAUGGCGUGCCUGCCGGAGCACAGGCACAUGAAACUUAUUCCGUGGGGAGGGGUGGCGGCACACAUCAGUCGGAACUCGCACCCACCCCCUCCCUUCGAAGGCCACGCCUUCUGCUUCCUACCGCUGCCGGUUAACACGCUGCUCCCCGUGCAUGUGAACGGCUUUUUCGAGCUGUCUUCCAACAGGAGGGACAUCUGGUUCGGAGAGGACAUGCAGGGAGAAGGAAAGCGCCGCUCCGAGUGGAACAACCUUCUCCUCCGUGACGUCAUCGCGCCGAUCUACGCCGCCCUUGUGGCCAGGGCACGAGACGUCAUGCAAGCCGGUCCGCAGCACCAGGCUCUCCUCCCCGCGGCGGAGACGCCCAAGCCGUGGGAUACCGUGGUCGCGGCCACCUACUCCAACCUCAAGAACGUUCCGGUGCUCUUCAGCCGGAGCGCGACGGGGGGUAAGGGUCGCUGGAUCCCCCCCGGGCAGGCGGUGGUGGUGGAGGAGGUGGAGGAGGACGGCGGCGGCGGGUCGGAGGAGAGGGUGGAGUACACCAAGCGUCUCACCAAGAUCCUCCUGUGGGACAGGCUCCCCGUAGUCCGUCUCCCGGCCUCCCUCAAGAAGACCAUGCUGCACUACAAGUGCCUCGCCGCGGACGCCACGCCGGCCUUUCUGCGCUCCCACUUCGGCAACGCCAGCGUCUCCCACGCCUGCCUCGGCCUGGAGGCCGGGGGUGCCGCAGUAUCCUCCGACGGCGGCACCACCACCGUCGCGCGCGUCCCCGACCGCGGCCCCCCCCAGCCGAGGAGAACGGCCCCGGUCGGCGGCGUGAUGAACUCGGGGGAGCUGGUGCGGUUCCGCCCCCCGGCUACCCGGCAGGAGGCGCGGACCAACGCCUUGUUCCUGCUGGAAGCAGCGGCGUCGGGGCUGGGCGCGGAGACGUUCGGGCAGCUGGUGGGCCUCCCGCUGCUACCGCUCGCGAACCGCACGCUCGGCAGGUUUGCGGCGCCGCCGGCGGGCUCGACCGACGAGGCUGAGGGCAGGGUGGUCGACGCCUCCACGGUGUUUGUGUGCUCCCAGGCGGAGCGGAGGCUGCUGGCAGGCCCCGGGCUCGGCGGGGAGGGCGGUGGCGCCGGCCACCGCCUGCUCGAGAGCAUGGAGGACCUGACCCACGGGGCGAGGGUGAUCCUCAACAACAAGCGCGUGCACGCGGCCACCAACGUGGCGGUCAUGGAGCCCAGGGACCUGGCCGGGAUGCUGGGGGCCGUGUUCCCGCAGGCCUGGCAGGGGCUGACGCAGGUGGCGUGGGCGCCGGGAUCCCGAGACGUGCGCCCCAAGCAGCCCUCCGAGGACUGGGUGUCUUGCCUGUGGGACUACAUCUGCAAGGAAGGCGUCGGCGCCAGGAACGGGCGCGGGCGGGGUCGGGCCGGGCAAGACCCGGCGGAGAAGAUCCGGCUCUUUGAGCGGUCGUGGCCGCUGCUGCCGGCGACGGGCGGGGUCAAGGCCGACACCAUCCGCGUCCUGCUGGAGCUGCACGAGAACAUGCCGGUGGUGUCUCCGAUGGCGGAGGGGAUCGGCUCCCACACGAUGAACACCAGCAUGCGGAAGGUCCUCUCCCAGCUAGGAGUCUGGAUCCUCGACGCCUCCGCGCUCGGCAACCAGGCCCAGAACCCGCUCGUCCUCAAGUACGCCAACGCCUGCAGCCCCGCCGGCGUCCUCAGCGCUCUCCAGCAGGCGCUAUUCCCUUCUCCGCCGCCGCCGGGCGGCGGCGGCUCGACGGGGCGAGAAAUUUCAGCGGAGGCGACAGAGUUGUCGGCGGCCUCCUCCGAGCCGGACUUCGGCCCCGGCGGCGCCGCUCGCAGGAAGGUGGACGGCCGUUUCCAGUCGGUCGCGCCGGCGGAGCGGCACGCGCUCCGGUCGUUCCUGGCUAGGAUAAGGCUCUCUGGGGGCGGCAACAAGCGCCUCACCGACCGGCAGGUGGCGCUGCUCAAGGGCCUCCCGAUCUACCGCGUCCACGGCGGAGGAGGCGUUGUUCCUGCCGCCGCCGCCGCCGCCGCCGCCGCCGCCACCGCCGCCAGUAAGACCGGCGCGGAGCGGUUUACCUCGAUAUCGGGGGCGGCGGAUCGGCUCCUGCUUGCCCCGAAGGGAACGGACCCGGCGCUCUUGGGCCCGGUGUUCGCGGUCGAGAGCUCCGAGGACACGGAGUUGCUGGAGAGCUUGGGGGUUCAGCGUGUCGGGAAGGGGGCGUUUUUCCGGGAGCACGUGCUGCCCGGACUGGCCGCGGAGAGCAGGGCUGGUGCUGCGGGGUCGCGGCAAGUCGGCGGCGGUGGUUAUCCGCCAAGUGGCGACCGGAAAGCGACCCCGGGGACAGUAGGAGCCGUCGGGUCCUCGACAGGCGAAGCUCUCCUGGGUGCCUCCCAAGCAGCCACCAUUACCGUCCUCUCCAACCUCCAAGAACUGUGCGCCGAAGACCCGGGCCUCGAAGCCGCGCUGCGGGCGUCGCAGGUCGUAACCGACGGCGGAGGCGAACCGGCACAAAUAUCGGACCUGUUUGAUCCGGCGGUCGACGAGCUGCGGAGUUUGUUGGGGCCGGAGGCGUUCCCGUCUAAGGACUUGUGCAUUCCGGCGGCCUUGGCGGGCAUGCGCUCGCUCGGCCUGCAAACCAGCCUGACCUGCGAGGGCGUCCUCCAGUCCGCCCGCUCCAUCGAGGCGGCGUUCGCCUCCCCGGUGGUGCCUUCGGCUACCGCAGACGCCGCCGUAGGCGCCGCAGGCGGCGGCGGCGGCGGCGGUGGUGGUGUCGAUGCCGCUUCUGAGGCGCGGCAGGCCGCCGUCACCCGUAGCCGAAAGCUUCUCGACUUCGUGGACCACCGUGCCGACCAGCUCCUCCUGUCGUCGGGCGAGUCCGGCCGCUGGUUUGUGGACCCGCGCUCGGCAACAACGGCCGGCGGCGGCGGCGGCGGCGGCGCUGCCGAAGAGAAGUACCGGGAGGAAAUGUCGAGCUCCGACUCGGAGUUGGACUACGACGACGACGACGACGGUAGCGAUUACGAGGAGGAGGACGAGGAGGGAAGCCGCCGCUGGGAGGCCAGGGUGAAGGCGGCGAGGGAGCGCAAGGAGAAGAGGAGGGAGAAGAAGGAGAGGGCUAGGACGAGGGUGGCGGCGGCGGCGGCGAAGCGGCCGCCCCCGCCGAACGAGUUCGUGGAGGAGCUGACGAGCAUCGCGUGGCUGCCGGUGCACGGGCGGGCUCCCAAUGACCUCUUGCCCUGGAAGGCGCAGGGAGCGAGUCCUCGCCAGGAAUCCGUGGACGUGGCUGCGCCUUGCAACACUCGCCCCGAGUCGGAGCAGUGGUUCUGCAGCCUGCGCCUUGGGGUCCUGGAGGGGGACGUGAAGUCGCGGUCGCUCAAGAAGGCCUUCGGCUGGGACCGGCCCGUGCCGGGAGUGGUGCUCGCGAUGCAGCUGGUGUCGCUGUCCAAGAAGUUCGAGAAGCUCACGAUGAUCGCACAGAAGGCCGAGAUGAAGCGCAAGCUGGCAACGGUAACGCCGGAGAUUUACAACGCCCUCGACUUGCUCGUCGGAACGCAGGAAUUCAACCAGGUCGGCGCAUGUCUCCUGUUUUUUGUCGGUUUCUUUUGGCGUCUUUACGCACAUCGUCAUAUGCGUUGA